CCUCCGCCCGGCCUGGUGCUCACCGCGCUGUGGGCCGCGGCGGCGCUGCUGGGCGCGCUCUCCCUGCUCGGGCCGCCGCCCGCGCCGCCCCCGGCCCCGGCUCGCUGCUCCGUCCUGGCCGGGGGCCUCGGGCCCUUCCGACCGCUCUGGGCGAUGCUGGCCGUCGCGCUCCCCGCCCUCCUGCUGCUGGGCGCCUACGGCAGCAUCUUCCUGGUGGCGCGCCGCGCUGCCCUGCGGCCCCCGCCUCCCGCGCGCGGAGCCCGGCCGCGCUCCGACUCUUUGGAUAGUCGCCUCUCCAUCCUGCCGCCCCUCCGGCCUCGCCUGCCGGGGGGCAAAGCCGCCCUGGCCCCCGCGCUGGCCGUGGGCCAAUUCGCAGCCUGCUGGCUGCCUUACGGCUGUGCGUGUCUGGCGCCCGCCGCGCAGGCCGCAGCGGCCGAGGCGGCCGUCACCUGGGUAGCCUACUCGGCCUUCGCGGCUCACCCCUUCCUGUAUGGCCUGCUGCAGCGCCCUGUGCGCCGGGGACUGGGCCGCCUCGCCCGCCAAGCCCUGCCUCGGCCCCCGCGGGUCUGCCCUUUGCGGGCCUGGCACCCGCGGGCACUCCUGCAGCACCUCCAGGGACCUCCGGAGGGCCCUGCCCUAGGCCCUUCUGAGGCACCAGAACAAACUCCGGAUUUGGCAGGAGGGGAGAGCCUCAGCAUGCCGAAGGCCGUCUGAGAGGAGGGAGAUCUGUCUCAUGCGCUGAACUGGGACUGGAGAAAGGAGGGUGGUAUCAGAAGGGGCCCGUCCAGCCUCCUGCACGGGUUGUGGCAAGUGUCCUGCUUAGACGUUUGGCUCUGGCUCUGGCAGAAAGUAGGCCUGCAGCCUGGUGAGGCCCAGAGGCUUCUGGGAGCUAGGAGUCCUGGGCUCUGGGCCUAACUGUGCAUGGCCUCGCGCACAGACCUACCCCUCCCUAGGCCUCAGUUUUCCCGUUUGUACCCUGGACCAUCUCUAAGGGCGUCUCCAGUGUCCAGUGGUUUAGACACCCAUGGAUGAUGCCCAAGCCAAGGACAGAGCAGAGGUGGGCAGGACACAAAGAGAGCCCUAAGGGCUCACAGCCAAAGGGAUGGGCCAAGCAGGGCAGGAUCUAGGUUAUAGCCACAGCAGGAGGAACCAGCGGAGAGACACUCAAAGACUUCCCUGACAUCUGAACCAAGGAGAGGUUGGACAAAGCUACUGGAACUCCUUCAUCAGCUUCUAAAGUGCCCAGAAAACAACCAGAUCGGUACGGUGCUAGAGGCAGGAGGUUGGACAUGUCCCCCCAAAAGGUCCUGAAGCCCCAGAACCAGCAUGUGGAAGGGGCUGAGGCCCAACUGGGGCUGGUGGACUCACAGAUGGGGGUCCCUGGGGCCUCGGCUCACCCAUUAUCUGGAAGUUUUGCCAAUACCCACAGUGUUUCACAGCUUCCUGGUCGCAGAAUAUUUAUUCAAAAACAGGAAUUGAAAAAACUGUA
Hipposideros armiger (great roundleaf bat) is the source of this 1489-nucleotide messenger RNA. RefSeq names its product G protein-coupled receptor 62 (gene GPR62). NCBI's taxonomy places the organism in Eukaryota, Metazoa, Chordata, Mammalia, Chiroptera, Hipposideridae. Gene Ontology annotation, biological process: G protein-coupled receptor signaling pathway. The annotation marks the transcript as partial. Gene Ontology annotation, molecular function: G protein-coupled receptor activity. Gene Ontology annotation, cellular component: signaling receptor complex; plasma membrane; endosome. The transcript has a single exon. The record is from RefSeq and is a predicted model, not a curated record.